AUGAUGCUCUCUAUUGUUAAGCUUGGUUCUCUUGUUUUGAGAACCAUAUGUAAACCUAUUGCUAGUAGACUCAAAGUAGCAACUGGCAAACAUCCUAGAUUUCGUAGAUGCAUCAUCAAUGUUGCCCAGACAAACCACAGGUUUACGACAACCGUGCAAAGACAGAUUUAUGGUCAUGCAACUGAUGUUGCGAUCCGACCUUUGAAUGAAGAGAAAGCUGUUCAAGCUGCUGCAGACCUACUUGGAGAACUAUUCGUAGUCUCGGUUGCUGGUUCUGCUAUUAUAUUUGAGGUGCAAAGGAAUGCUAGAUCUGAAGCAAGAAAAGAGGAGUUACGCAAGCAGGAGCUUGAGGCAAUAAAGCAAAAAGAAGAAAAUUUACAAAGAGAAUUGCAGUUGAUUAGAAGGAGACUGGCAGAAGUGGAAAACCUAGCUAAGGCCAGAGGAAUCUUAGGUAUCUUCAACUUCAGGAACCCUAAUGGCAAUCAAAACGCCAAAUUAGGGUCAGAAGUUCACUCCAACGAUGGCCUGCCAGCAACCCAUGCUGAACCGGAGACCUUACCACCUGCUCAUUCUACUACAGAUACCAAGCAAGGUGCUCCACCUGGUCAUUAA
Papaver somniferum (opium poppy) is the source of this 612-nucleotide messenger RNA. RefSeq names its product OPA3-like protein. Bases 1 to 612 code for a protein of 203 amino acids. Gene Ontology annotation, cellular component: mitochondrion. The record is from RefSeq and is a predicted model, not a curated record. Lineage: Eukaryota; Viridiplantae; Streptophyta; Magnoliopsida; Ranunculales; Papaveraceae. The transcript has a single exon. Gene Ontology annotation, biological process: regulation of lipid metabolic process.